AUGCGUUACUCCAUGAUCAACGGCCUUCUUCUUCUGGCUGUCUCUCCUCUGGCAGCCCUCGCCCUCCCAGUGGACCCCAACGACCAAGCCGGUCAGUGGGAUCCCAGUGGACAGUACCGCAAGGGCCACUACGACCAGAGCGGCCAGUUUAUCCCCAACAACGGCGACAACAGCUACAACCAAGUCAACCAGAACGGCUACGUUGACCGCAAUGGCCAGUGGCGCAACAACAACCAGAAUGGCCAAUACAACCAGAAUGGCCAAUACAACCAGAACGACCAGUACAACCAGGAUGGCCGCUGGCAACCUCGCUCCGUUGUAGCCCGCAACUGGCCCAAUGACAACCAGAACAACCAGGGUGGUUGGACUGAUGCCAAUGGCCAGUGGCACGCCAACAACAACCAGGACCAGAAUGGCUGGACCGAUUCCAACGGCCAAUGGCAUGCCAACAACCAAAACGACCAGAAUGGUUGGACUGAUGCCAACGGACAGUGGCACGCGAACAACAACCAGGACCAGAACGGCUGGACUGAUGCCAACGGUCAGUGGCACGCCAACAACCAAAACAACCAGGGAGGUUGGACCGACGCCAAUGGCCAGUGGCACGCAAACCAGAAGCGCGACCUGAUCCCCGGACAGAUAACGCCCACUGGCGCUGAGGCUGGCCGCCUGAACCAGCCUGGACUUGAGAAUAAGGCUGGGCCCAUCGGUGACUUGACUGCUCACACUCCCCACCGUCGCAGCUGGCGCCAGGAUGGUGAGAACAGCAACGGUGAUUACAACAACAACGAUGACUACAACCGCAAUGGCGACUACAACAACAAUGAUGACUACAACCGCAACGAUGACUACAACCGUGAUGAUGAUUCUUGGUACCGCGAGAACUGGGACCGUGCCUCGCGCGUCGCUCACGACCUGACCACUCCCACUCCCAUUUUCCCCCGUGAUGUUCCCAGCGCCGCCAACAACUGGAACUCCGUGAAUGGCGCCCAGACUACUCCUAGCGCUCAGAAUGGCCGCUACCAGAGCUAUGGCAACUACAAGAACUAUGGAUCCUACCAGAACUACCCUGCCAACCCUCAGGACCAGAACCAGGACAAGGAUAUCAAGGCUAUCACUGGCCAGCAGGAGUAA
Molecule: messenger RNA, 1134 nt
Organism: Penicillium arizonense
Lineage: Eukaryota; Fungi; Ascomycota; Eurotiomycetes; Eurotiales; Aspergillaceae
Exons: 1
Coding region: 1-1134 (377 amino acids)
Source: RefSeq, a predicted model, not a curated record